AUGCUACCACAUGAACGGCCAGAUAUUGAACCAAAGUACCAGCCACUGCCACCCAAACGUCCUGACAUAGAACCAAGGUACCAUCAGCAUAUGCCACCAGGUCGACCUGACGUUGAACCAAAAUACCAGCCCUUACCACAGAGACGACCAGACAUAGAACCCAAAUACCAGCCACUGCCUCCAAGACGACCUGAUAUAGAACCCAAGUACCAUCCACCUCCCUUGAGACGCCCUGAUAUAGAGCCAAAAUUUCAACCGCUUCCUCCACCGAGGCCAGACAUUGAACCGAAAUAUCAGCCUUUACCCCCUAGGCGACCUGACAUUGAGCCAAGUUUCCCUCCACAGCUUCAGAGACGACCAGAUAUAGAACCAAAGUAUCAGCCACUACCACCAAGACGGCCUGAUAUAGAACCCAAAUUUCAGCCUCCACCUGUAUCAUCAGGUCGGCCUGAUCUGGAGCCAAAAUAUCAGCAAAUGGUACCUAAAACUCAUGACUAUGAGUUCCAGCCUAUACCUUGUGUAAAACCAAGCUACGACCCCCGUGAUCCAGCCAUGGCGCCGAGGAGAACAGACUAUGCUUUCCACACCAUCCCAACCAUACGCUCUGAGAAUGAGCCCAAGUUCCAGCCAAUGCCAAUAAGGAGACCAGAAGUAGAAAGAAUACCUUUCUCUAUUCCAGUUAGUGUGGACAGCAAACCUCCACUGGAUUUGCCAAAACCAUACAAUGGUGACCCAAAUUCCACACAGGUCCACCAAGGCCUACUGAGGCUCAGCCGGGAUUUCAGAUGGUUCCUCCAAGGACAAGAAAUGGGAGUCUACCUACCAGACAGGUCCCCUGAAGGUGCAACUAAGCUUCACACUUCUGAAUUGCUAAAUAGAGCUUCUUUACCUCCAAAGCCUUGUGACGUUGAAACCUAUGGCCAGCCAGUUCCCCCCAAGUUCAUGGUAUCACAUCAGACAUCUCCCAAAGCAGCUGAUCGUGAGCCUCUGUAUCAGAUGAUUGCUCCCAAGGUAACAGAGCGAGAGCCUUUGUAUCAAAAGAUUGCACCGAAAGUAAGUGAAUCUUUGUAUUGUACUGCGCCCGUCAAGCCCGAAGAUGAUGAUGGUCCACCGUACACUGUGAUGUCUCCAAAAAUAUGUGAACCACCCCCUCCACCGUAUCAGACGAAACCAAGUGAUUCACGCAGUUUCUUCCCUCCGCCGUCGCCUGAUCCUGCCGACGAGGCCCCUGUAUACCAGGCAGUGACGCCUGAGAUGAUCCAAGACGUCAAAUCCAAUUACCGACUUCUCCAGGCUCGCAAAUUAGAGAAGGAAAUGUUGAAAUUACAGGGUGUCCCCAAGAGGAUAAAGGGAGAUAACGAGUCCAAGUACCAGGCUCUGCCGAAGAGUAAAGAGAAGGAAGGCGAGUCCAAGUACGAGACCCUUCGGAGGGAGAGGCCUAUCCCUCCUCCGGUGCGGUGGAGUCCCGGCGAUGAUGACGGCAUUUACUCCAGCCUGGAGUACCCCAGCGAGGGCCCACGGAGCGAGGGGGCGCUGAGCGACGACAUCUACUCCAGCAUAGAGACAACGGAUGGAGAUCCACUAUAUCAGAGCGUCGGCGAAGCAAAGUAUUCUCGGCCUCAGCCGCCUCUGCCUGCCCCACUUCGGUACCGUCGGAGGGCAGACGAUGCACCUCCGCCCUUGCCUCCCCCUCGCCUGACCACGGGGCCCGUAGGACCUCACAAUCCUCUCAUAUCUCCAGGAUCUAUACCUCCGCCCAUUAUUCCAGAGCGAGGCCCCCAGGUGCGGGAAAUGAGAGCAUCGUACCCAGGGACGACCAGCACCACCCCUAGUCCAGAUAACCUGCUCAUGGUGCAGUCGACGCCCACGUGGCCUCAAACAACCCGGGCCGAAGAGGAAGACGACGUGUACUCGUCCAUCCCUUCCCUUAUUAGCUCCACCCGGACUCUCCCCCGCCACGCUUCCUCGCACGGCACCCGUAGGACGCGUAGCCCCGUCGGCGUCCUGGAACUCUCUGGGCUCCUCCUGCAAGUCUUCCCUGGACUCCCUGCGAUCCGACGGCAGCACCAACGUACGUCAACGUAG
Messenger RNA from Penaeus vannamei (Pacific white shrimp), 2085 nucleotides. NCBI's taxonomy places the organism in Eukaryota, Metazoa, Arthropoda, Malacostraca, Decapoda, Penaeidae. The record is from RefSeq and is a predicted model, not a curated record.